AUGCCGUCGUUGGAAAAGACCUCAGAGCGCAAAUCCUCACAGUCCAAAAGCGGCAACCGCAUCGCCCAGCUUUUUUCUUCCAAGUCCGCUCGUGAGCCCUCGGCUCAAAAGUCUCUUCUUGCGAUGCAACCUUCACCCGCAGUGGGCGGCCCGUCCCCACAGAUCACGGCCUCUACACUCUCCCUUCCAUCCAUCUCCCUCUCCACUGCUACUGCCGGCGAGGCUCUUUCCGACGAACCACCCACCACGCUCUUCGAGCCACCCUCCGACGCAGAGAACGAGCAGCGCCGGCGUGCAGAGGCUCAAUUCGGUCCCUUGAUCAGCCAAAAGCAUCGCUAUAUCAGCGAGCACCUUGGAGGGUCUCUGGACCCACCUGUCGAGGACGAGCCGCCGUAUUAUUAUCUGCUAGUUACCUACAUCAGCUACCUCAUGCUUAUUGCUUUUGGUCACACCCGUGAUUUUCUGGGACGGCAUUUCAGGUCAAAGAACGUCAAUGCCACGGUCAAGAUCAAGCCUGGCUACGCUCCGCUGAAUGAUGACUUCGACAACUUCUACGUCCGUCGUCUCAAGACACGUCUUGACGACUGCUUUGCUCGUCCGACCACUGGCGUGCCUGGCCGCUACAUCACUUUGCUCGACCGCAAGUCGAACGACUUUAACCGGUCUUACCACUUCACUGGCACCUACACCGAGACACUAAACAUGAGCUCUUACAACUAUCUUGGAUUUGCGCAGUCUGAUGGGCCCUGUGCGGACGCAGUUGAGGAGUGCGUCCGGAAGUACGGCAUUUCUGCAUCCAGCCCUCGUUCGGACAUUGGAACAUACGAUCUGGCUCUGGAUGUCGAACGCGAAAUUGCCGGCUUUGUUGGCAAGCCAGCUGCUAUGGUUUUCUCAAUGGGAUUCGUCACCAACUCAAGCUCUUUCCCGGCGCUUGUCUCCAAGGGAUGCCUCAUUCUGUCUGACGAGCUGAACCAUGCGUCCAUUCGUAUUGGUGCUCGCAUUUCUGGUGCUGUCAUCCGUUCCUUCAAGCACAACAACAUGGUCGAUCUUGAGAAGCACCUCCGCGACGCAAUCUCGCAAGGCCAGCCUCGCACUCACCGUCCGUGGAAGAAGAUCCUCGUUGCCGUCGAAGGCCUGUAUUCUAUGGAGGGAACUCUCUGUGAUCUUCCUAGCAUUGUCGAACUGAAGCGCAAGUACAAGUUUUUCCUGUUUGUCGACGAGGCCCACAGCAUUGGAGCUGUUGGCCGCAGAGGACGUGGUGUCUGCGAUUACUUUGGCGUCGACCCUGCCGAUGUCGACAUUCUCAUGGGCACAUUUACCAAGUCGUUCGGCGCGAACGGCGGUUAUGUCAGCGGCGAGAAGCACAUCAUCGACAAGCUCAAGGCAUCGAAUGCUGCGACCACGUUUGGUGAGGCGCCGACUCCGGCUGUGUUGAUGCAGAUCAUGUCGUCUCUCAAGAUCAUCUCUGGGGAGCUGGCUCCUGGUCAGGGCGAGGAGCGUCUCCAGCGGAUUGCCUUCAACUCUCGCUACCUUCGCUUGGGGCUCAAGCGUCUCGGCUUCAUUGUUUAUGGUCAUGACGACUCCCCUAUCAUUCCGGUUGUUCUGUACAGCCCCGGAAAGAUGUCUGCCUUCAGUCACGAAAUGCUCAAGCGGAAAAUUUCUGUUGUUAUCGUUGGAUACCCUGCGACACCGCUUAUCAGCUCACGUGUACGGUUCUGUGUGUCAUCCUCGCACAACAAGGAAGAUAUGGACCGGCUGCUUAUGGCUUGCGACGAGAUUGGCGACAUCAUGCAGCUCAAGUUCUCUACCGGUAUCGCCGGCGGGCUAGAUCCGCUGCCGGCUGGUGUGACGCCUGACAUGGAGCGCGAAUACCUGAGGGAGCAUGGCCGCCAAGGCAUUGCUCACCCGCCAAGGUGGAAGAUCGAAGACGUCAUCGCUGCUGGCGAAGACGAUGUCCAGAAGCGACUGCGGUAG
This is a messenger RNA of Grosmannia clavigera kw1407, 1974 nucleotides long. RefSeq names its product serine palmitoyltransferase. The record is from RefSeq and is a predicted model, not a curated record. The coding region runs from base 1 to 1974 and encodes 657 amino acids. Gene Ontology annotation, biological process: ceramide biosynthetic process; sphingosine biosynthetic process. Lineage: Eukaryota; Fungi; Ascomycota; Sordariomycetes; Ophiostomatales; Ophiostomataceae. Gene Ontology annotation, cellular component: serine palmitoyltransferase complex. The transcript has a single exon. Gene Ontology annotation, molecular function: serine C-palmitoyltransferase activity; pyridoxal phosphate binding.